AUGAGCUUCACCUCGAACCAUGGGAAGCCUCUGAAUGGUGCUAGCGUUGCCACAAAUUCAGUGAGCGGAGGUGGAAUGACAUCUUCCUCAUCAGGGGCGGAAAGCAAAACAAUGUCAGAGGUGCAAGAAACCACGCACAUGCUACAAAGAGACCACAAGGUUAGAAGGAUCCGAAUCAUGGCGAUAUCAGUCCUCUUCAUUGCUGCUGCCUCGGUCUGUGGUGGAGUCUACACAAGCCUGAAACGAUCCGAACGAAGGGAAUUUGAAAACAGAUUUGCGGAUCAAGCUAGCCAAAUCGGGCAUGCUCUAGAAGCAGAACUGGACAACAAAUUGAGAGCGAUCGAUGCGCUGUCAGUCACCAUCACAUCCUUUGCUCGAUCACGAAUGGGGCAAUGGCCCAAUGUCACAGUACCAGAAUUCCCAUACCGAGCUGCGAGUACCCUGAGUGUUGGAAGGGCGAUUUCCGUAGCACUUCAACCAACGGUUUCAAUGAAUCAAGUAUCCCAAUGGGAAGCCUAUAGCAACCAGCACCAACAAUGGCAAAAAGAGGUAUUGGAAUUUCAAGCCAAGUAUCCAGAAGCAAUUAGACCCGAAAGUGUUGUUGAUGAUGGCCCGAAUACUGGUUUCAACCGCAACGCCUUCAAACCAGAAGCUGCCAGCACGAUUUCAGCAGACAGUAUUUCCGACUUUGUUUAUCGAAUAGACAGCAAUGGUUUUCCCACACGAGUGAUCAGUGAUGCCAAACAAGGUAUCGCCCUUCCACUCUGGCAACAUGCGCCAGUACACGCAGAUGGACUAUUGCCGAGAACCAACUUUGACACUUACAGUGUGGAGAAGAAUGCUGGUGCUUUGGAUCAAGUCAUUCAGAAUCACAUGGCUGUACUUGGUAAAACAUUUGAGCUCUCUGACAGCUCACAAGGACACGACUUUCCUGAGAUGGAUGCUACUCUGGAGACCCAAUCGUGGAAUGAUGUUUGGACAGAAAACGGGCCAUCCACCUCGGCCAUUCGAACGAGACAAUCGCCGUCUUCUAAUGUCAAACAGAAUCAAGGAUCCAAUGGUGUAUCGUCAUCCUCACUUUCGAAUGGACUGGAUGGGCCUGCAGUCAACAUUUUCUAUCCAGUCUUCUCGGACUUGAACGACAAUCGCACAGUGGUUGCCGUGCUUGCAUUGACAACCAAAUGGGAUUCCUUUCUUCUACCGAAUCUUCCGCCCGAUCCAAACGGCCUCAUUGUGACCUUGCGAAAUGAAUGCGAUCAAAGCUUUUCCUUUGAGAUCACCGGAGAAGAAGUCAUCUACUUGGGAACAGGCGACUAUCACGAAGAAGCCUAUGACAAAUAUGGAAAAGACUUCAUGUUGGUGGCUGAUAGCUCGGUAUUCACCGAAGUUCCAAUGGCAUCCAGCUAUUGCAGCCAUACGGCAACCGUCUACCCGUCGAGUCAGAUGCGAGAACAGUUUGCUACGGACGCUCCAACCUUUUACACAGUCGGGGCCGCAAUAAUCUUUCUGUUCACCAUGUUUGUCUUUGUCUUUUAUGACUACCUGGUUCAGAGACGUCAGAACCAUCUCGCUGACAAGGCCUCCAAAACAAAUGCCAUCAUCAGCUCGUUGUUUCCCAAGAUUGUCCGCGACAGAUUGUUGGAAGGAGAAGGAGGAAACAACACGUCAGGAAUGGCAGGCAUUAUGAAAGUCAACGGCGACACGGUGGGAAAGCCCGCUGGACCACCAAUCGCCAACUUCUUCGCCAAUACCACUGUCAUGUUUGGAGACAUUGCUGGGUUUACGGCAUGGAGUAGCUCGCGGCAGCCUUCGGAAGUCUUCACACUGUUAGAAACUCUUUACGGCAAGAUUGAUAGCAUUGCACGAGAGAUGCACGUCUUCAAGGUCGAAACGAUCGGAGAUUGCUAUGUAGCAGUGACCGGUUUGCCAAAUCCACAAGAGGAUCACCAUUUGCGCAUGGUCAAGUUCGCAAAACGCGUAUUGAAGUGCAUGGGUCCGUUGACAAGGGAAAUGGAAGUCAUGCUUGGACCCGAUACUACCAAGCUAGGAUUCCGUAUUGGACUUCAUUCUGGACCAGUAACCGCUGGAGUUUUGCGAGGAGAAAAGUCUCGUUUCCAGCUUUUUGGAGACACUGUUAACAUGGCGUCUCGAAUGGAAUCGACUGGCAAACGCAACUACAUCCAAGUGUCGAACUCAACUGCGAGCCUUCUUGCUGUCUCCGGUAAGGAGCAUUGGAUCACGAAGAGGGAAGAUACUGUCCAAGCCAAAGGAAAGGGGUCAGUGCAAACAUACUGGGUCAAGAAGAUGGUUACACAUGCUGAAAAGACCGAUGCCAAUAGCAUCGGAGACAGUUCUCAUAGCGAGAAGAAAUCAUCGAGCAAGACGUUUGUUUCUGUAGAUGGCGACUUGCACGGUGAAAACGAGAAUCGCAUUCGCAAAACACUAAUCGAAUGGCAAGUUGAGCUACUUUCUCGGCUACUCAAGCGAAUCGUUGCCAAGCGAUCCUAUCAUUCAAAUGAGGUCCAGCAUUCGUUUGACGUCUUUGCGUCUGAAAAAACAAUGCCUCGAGAAGAGAUUGCGGAUGAAGUCACGAUGCCUUCGUUCAACUCCCGCGCAAGUCUACGAAUUGCAACUUCUCAGUACACGCAACUUCCAUCAGAAGUGCUCGAUCAGCUUGAAGACUUUGUGACAUCCGUAGCUUUUCUCUACCGCGACAACAGCUUUCACAACUAUGAGCAUGCAUGCCACGUGACUAUGAGCGCCAACAAGUUCCUGACCCGGGUAGUCGAUCCGAAGGUCAACGGACUGGAUGAUUCAUCUCCCCAAGCUCCUUCAUACGAAUAUGCAUAUGGUUUGACUGGAGACCCACUGACACAGUUCGCCAUCAUCUUCUCCGCUUUGAUCCAUGACAUUGAUCACCAAGGAGUCAGCAACAAACAGCUCACCGACGAAAACAACAGAAUCGCAGUCAUGUACAAUGGAAAGAGUCCCGCCGAGCAAAACUCGAUAGACUUGGCCUUUGAAGUACUGGGCUCGUCACAAUAUCAUGAUUUGGUAUCCUGCAUAUGCGCCAACGAGGAGGAACUUAAGCGCUUCCGACAGCUUGUUGUGAACUGCGUCAUGGCAACCGACAUUUUUGACAAGGAUCUCUUGGCCAUUCGAAACAAGAAAUGGAAGAAGGCAUUCAACAGUGAAGUCGAGGGGGGGUCCUCUUCCGACCUCAAGGCUACAAUCGUCAUUGAGCACAUCAUUCAAGCUGCCGAUGUGGCGCACACCAUGCAACAUUGGCAUGUCUACCAAAAGUGGAAUGAGAAACUCUUCUUCGAAAUGUGUACUGCCCAUGAGACGGGCCGAGGCCCCGCCAAAGACCCAGCUUCGGGUUGGUACGAAGGGGAGCUAUGGUUCUUUGACAAUUAUGUGAUACCGCUGGCAAAGAAGCUGGAAGAGUGUGGAGUAUUUGGGGUAUCUAGUGACGAAUGCCUGAACUACGCUCUUGAAAAUCGCAAGGAAUGGGAAACUAGAGGAAGAGAUCUUGUGACAUCAAUGAAAGAACGCUAUGUGGAGAAGAAGGAAGAGAAAUCGAGUGGAAUUGUUUAG
Messenger RNA from Cylindrotheca closterium, 3597 nucleotides. The record is from the annotation of a GenBank genome assembly. NCBI's taxonomy places the organism in Eukaryota, Bacillariophyta, Bacillariophyceae, Bacillariales, Bacillariaceae.